AUGGCGGACGGGGCCGGUAGCAACGGGGACGCCGCGGGGCUGCCGGUGGGCAAGGAGGCAGUGGACCGGCUGAUCCGGGAGAACGGGCACAUCUUCACCGAGGCCCAGUGCAAGGUGUGCAGCGCCCUGCUCAUCUCCGAGUCCCAGAGGCUGGCCCACUACCAGAGCAAGAAGCACGCCAACAAGGUGAGGCGGUACCUGUCCAUCCACGGCGGAGAGGAGCUCGCCCACGGGAAGAAGAUGAAGCUGGAUGUGAAGCAGGACAGCAAGCAGGAAGGCAGCAAUGGGGAAGACAGGAACAAGUGUUGUCCCAUCUGCAACAUGACCUUUUCUUCUCCAGCCGUGGCAACAUCUCACUACUUGGGCAAGACCCAUGCUAAGAACAUGAAGCAGCAGUCCCCCAAAGUGGAAGAACCAGUGCCCCCACAGAAGCAUCCUGCCACCCUCCCCACUUCUACUGUGUCUUCUAACGAAGCAAACAAGGACAUUACUGACCCAGACAAGUUCUGUAGCCUCUGCCAUGCCACUUUCAACAAUCCCCUCAUGGCAAAACAGCAUUAUGUAGGCAAGAAGCACAGAAAGCAAGAGACCAAACACAAGCUGAUGGCACACUAUGGUCGAACCCCUGAUGCACCAGCGGCGUCCUUCAUGGCUGGGAAGGGGUACCCCUGCAGCACAUGUAACAUAGUGCUGAACUCCAUAGAGCAGUACCAAGCUCACAUCAGUGGCUUCAAACACAAGAAUCAGAUGCCAGGAGCAGUGCCAGUUGUUGGAUCAUUCGCACCACAGCAGUAUGUCCGGGAAGAGUCAACUGCCCCAGGAGGCUACAGUUAUUUCAGCCAAGACUUCUAGAGCAAGUUGCAGCACUGUUCUUGGAGUUGUUGGUGUCCCAAGAACACACAUCCUUUGCCAGCCCACAAUGGUUUCAUUAUCCCUCUGGAUAAGCAAAGCCCUACCCUCCUGUAUGCACCCGUUGAGCAGAACGGGGACUGAAUCUAUCAGGAAGAGGAUCAAGUUGGAAGAGACUUGCUAGACAGCAAAUAUUUCACUCCCUUAGAGUAGUUUUCAUUGUAUAAUUGCUUCCUGUGAAGGUGGGUGCAGUGUGAGAGGAGGUGUGUAUCUGGUAUAAGGAAGGUUUGGCAACAAGCUGAAAGUGGCCACCUCCUCCCUCACCAGAGCAAAUAAUGGAUUCCUGCACCUGGAGAGCCAGCAUCCCAUGCUCAGAGGUCACUUUUACUGGAGGAGAGCUCCUAGACCAUAAUGAGUAGUGCUUAUGUGGGACACAGUGCAGGUUGUCUAGCUUUGUACAGGCCAAAAAAGUAGGAACUAACCAAAGUGGCAUCUCCUUCCAUGCUUCCCUUGGUCAGGUUUGUGUGCAGAAUUUCAUGAGCCACUGGUUGCCAUCAGAGCCUCUUGCAGUACCACCGCCGUUGGUUCUGGUUGUUUGGGUCUAACAAGUGCAAGCUGCUGUUGGUGAGAGUGGAGGGCUGUAAGAAAGGUUUGAGAUCCUGGCUCUCCACACAGCUCAUCCUUCUGUUGUGAGGAUUUCCAUGUGGAAGGAAGUAACUGUUCAGCCUGGUUUCCUAUGGAAACAGGUGUACGUGAUCAUUCACCGUGUGUGUCUUUACCCCCUGUGACUUAAACUAAUUUCAGCCAAACUUGGCAGCAAUGGAGAUCUCCAAGAUCUGCAUCUGAUCAGCAGAGGAAGGUAGAGCAAGGGUGAGUUCAUCUCUAAUU
Molecule: messenger RNA, 1737 nt
Organism: Indicator indicator
Lineage: Eukaryota; Metazoa; Chordata; Aves; Piciformes; Indicatoridae
Gene: ZNF346
Product: zinc finger protein 346
Exons: 7
Coding region: 1-852 (283 amino acids)
Molecular function (GO): double-stranded RNA binding; zinc ion binding
Source: RefSeq, a predicted model, not a curated record